GGAAAAAUUUGAAGUAAUAAUGUGAUAGUUUAAUUGGUGUACCCUAUUUAACUGUGAUAGUUUAAUAGUUUAAUUGGUAAUCACUCCUAAAUUUUUAACACCUAUUUAACUGUGAUAGUUUAAUUGGUGUACCCUAGUCCUGAAGUAAUAAUGUUAAGUACGAAGGACUAAUGAUACCUAAUUUGAAGAAACCUCUCUAAGCUGUUGGCCUGGAGUGAUAUUCCCACCUGACAUCCCCAGUUGAUAUUUUUAGGCAUAUUUCCUCUCUGUUGUGCACAUGAUGAAUUAUCAUCCUCCCCAAGAGUAAAUCACCACUUACCAAUGGCAUAGCAGCACAGGUCAUGGCAAAUACUUCAAUAAAAAAUCUGAUCAUAUAAAAUAAAGGUGUUGAAAUGUUGAAUCCAUGUUGCAAGUGGCCAACUAAUUAAUUAUAGUAAAUCCUGGCUGCUAAAAUUCCAUAUUUGUUUAAAAAAGAGAUCAUGAAGAUAGAAAGAAAGAAAGAAUUGGAGAGGCUUAAAUGUGUACGUUCUUUUGAUUAUGUCCUAAAGCCAAAGAAUGAAUCCUCCAAAUUCACUCAGGAUUAUGGACAGUUAGGUCUGAAUAUCAGAUGAAGACUGGCAGCUAGAGAACCCACAGCCUAAAACCCAAUAGUUUUCUCUCCCUAUCUAUUCAGGACUCCAUUCCCACAACGUUUCUUGGCCGCCUCCCUCUCAAAAGCCAUGGGUCUGACUCCGGUGAUGUUCCGGUCAGUGGUGAGGCUGUUGACAUCCCUAAUAAGUGAGCCUGCGGCUUCUAUCUCCACUAUACUAUUUUACAGUGAACUUCUGCCUCAGAAUAUUAUUUUGGAAAGAUUAGUUCGACAUGAGUUGCUUGAUAAUGAAAAUCAUCUGUUUCAUUUCGUUGUUAACUUCUUGAGAUGCUUCUGGUAGAUGCAGAUACCAUCUUCUUCAACAUGAUUCUGAUGCAUUUGAUCUGUCCCCAUAUUUAUUAUUUCAAUUUCCCUUUUGUACUUCCAAGAUCUCAUAUUUCAUAGUUUAACAACUCUAAUCUUUCUAAAGUUUAUAUUAAAUAUAAAAAUAAAAAUCCUAGACAAAAUGAAGUUCCUUUUCUGAAAAAAAUUAGCAUGUAAAGUGAUGUUUGGCAUCAAGAAAAAAAAAAAAAAAACAGACAAGUUAUCAGGUUAUGCAUUGACCCCCGGUGGCUGAAGCAGUUGUAGCAUUAUUGGCCUUACACCAUUGCAGUCGAUGGACCACAGCACUUGUAGUCUGUACUUCAAAUAUUAAUUCAAGUUCCAGAGCUGUAAACGGUGACUAUAGAUUUGCAGCAUUUUUCAAAAAAAUGGCAAUAAUUUAAUCUUAGUUGUUCACAAAGAUGGCGAUAAUGGCUGUACAUUUUCUUAAUUGUCUUAAAAUGACAGAAAUAACCUUGGAUGUCAGAUGUACUCCAUUGCAUUCCUCAUCUCUUAUCCUUGUCAUAGGUAAAGGACUCUUUUCCCGCCAAGACAGCUUCUUACCCUCUUUUCCAUUACAGUGCCUCUUUUUAACUGCCUCUACGCAUCGCAGAGCGAGAUAGAGAGAAAAAUGAAGGGCGCAUCCAAGGUGAUUAUGGGGGCUACGUUGGUGAUGAUUGUGAGCCUUGCCAUAGUGUUAGCCCUGAUUUUGGUGCUGCUAGCUGAGCUUUAUUGUUCUCUCUUACUUCGGCGGCGCCGCCUACUAGGCAUCACCUCCUCCAAUGCUACCACCACCGCCGCGGGUACCACCACUUCACCAACUUUCAAUGCUUCCUCUCCACAGCCCCAGAACCGUAGAGAUGCUCCUCACACUACAUACUAUGCCCCAGGGGUUCUUCAUGCUCCAAGAAGCCUCUUCUUCCCUGCAGUUUCUUGCAAACGAAACAAGGCAACUGAAAUGAAGGACCAACUCUCCCAAAUUCAUUACAUUCUUGAUGUCCAUACCCAAGAAUCCAACUCAAGUUCCCAACAACUUGGUCUUAUAAACACUUCAUCUACUAAGUUAGUAACUUCACCCCAUCAAAUUCGAGAAAUCCCAAUUCGAAUUAGCAGCAGCGAUGUUAAUGAAAAAGCCUGUGGUGGUAGUGGAGAGCCUUUUGUUUGUAUAUCCAAUCCCAUCUACGACAAUGAAGCAAGCAGGGAAAGCAAGGUAGAGACUCCAUUUGAGACUCCUGGUUCAUCACCAUCUCGAUUAGAAACAGGUGGCUCUUCAAGUGACGAGGAGAUAGCACAUCCAUCUACAUCCAGUCCACACUCACCACCAGCUACCCCUCCCUUAACUCCAAUGAAGAAGCUCCCAGCAAAGGCAUGUUCAGUUUCCUUGAGAGAUGCAAGGUCUUUAGGCACUUCAGGGAGUGAUAUUGUGAGUAACAAUGGCCUCUCAUCUUCAUCAUCAUCAGUGUCUCCGUGCACAUCUCCUUCGUGGUAAUUGCUUAAGUGCAAUGUAAAAGUAGAGGUUGAAGCAAAGUUGUUGUUUUUGGUGGGGUUUUUUCAUGAACCCUUUCGAGACGGGUGUCUUGUGAAUAUAGGGGAAGAUAAUGAGUGGAGUUACAACUCACAACUUAGCCAGGCGUGGCCAUGGCUCGCUUGCCCAGGGCGACGCUCAUGCCAAGUGAAUUUAGUUCUCUGUUUCUAAUGUAUUUGCUUUGCGGAGCUGCUCUUUUGUUUUCAUUUACUUGUAUGGAGUUUUUGGAAAGUAGUUUGCACUUAUUUUCUCUGGUA
Messenger RNA from Manihot esculenta (cassava), 2731 nucleotides. RefSeq names its product mediator of RNA polymerase II transcription subunit 1. The coding region runs from base 1581 to 2438 and encodes 285 amino acids. The record is from RefSeq and is a predicted model, not a curated record. Lineage: Eukaryota; Viridiplantae; Streptophyta; Magnoliopsida; Malpighiales; Euphorbiaceae. The transcript has 2 exons.